Molecule: messenger RNA, 2058 nt
Organism: Fulvia fulva
Lineage: Eukaryota; Fungi; Ascomycota; Dothideomycetes; Mycosphaerellales; Mycosphaerellaceae
Product: RNA exonuclease 3
Exons: 1
Coding region: 1-2058 (685 amino acids)
Cellular component (GO): nucleus
Molecular function (GO): nucleic acid binding; exonuclease activity
Source: RefSeq, a predicted model, not a curated record
AUGGUCUUCUCCACCACCAACCUCUUCAAAGGGAUUGCGUGUCCCAAGGGAGAGAAAUGCGACAUGACAUGCUGCAUCUACGCACACGAUGAGCGAGUCGACGUCGCAGCAUCUCAGCCAACACUCUCGGCUGCGCCAACACACAAGGCUAUCGACCGGCUGACUCAAUCUGCGCAUGACUUCCGGGAGCCCGCAGCGAAGCGGCGGAAGAUCACAUACGAUCGCCUGCAGGACAAGCCACCUAGUCGAGCUGAUCUGAUACGCAAACAAUUGGCAGCCGUGAAGUCAAAGCCGCCUGAGACAUCGUCACGAGAAGAUGCACGUGGCUCUAAGACAGGUGCGGUUCAGGCACAGCCUCCGUCAAGUCUUGCACCUCCAGUCUCUCCACCGCCGAAGAGAUCUACGUCACAGCACGAUAGUACUUCCGCGGCAAACAGUGAACCCGGCAAGGUGAUUGUGAAAGGACCAGACUCCGAGAAAGUCGAAACUCUCAACCCACGGCUAAUAGCGAACGAUCCUGUCGGCCACUCAAAGCGAUCUGCGUUCCUCAAGCGCCUGCACCAGGAAAUGGCCAAACUCAAUUCAAGAGUGGCAGCGGCAGCCAAUGUGGACUUCAAAGCCGUCCUGCACCUGAGUGAGCAGCAGCUCAUCAAGCUAGCAUUGGGCGAGGAAGAGAAAGUCGUGUCACACCAGCCUCAAGUGUACACCAAUGUCAUCAAGCAACGCAUCGCCUCUCUGAUGAAGAUGUCCGUGGAAGACUGGAUCAAGGACCUCAAGCCGAGGAUUGUCAUUCCCGAUUCGAAGCCAUCAAUCAAGGGAGAAAAGCUCAUCGACACAGGCUUGCCACUUGAGCAAGAGCACCUGAUCUUGCCUCAGCUGGUAGCUGAUCAGAAGCCUCUGGCCGCAUUCGGCUACGUGCCAGAACCGCCAACUAUUGAGCAAGCUGCAGAAGCAGCUGCUGCUGUAGAAGCCAGCCAGAAUUGGGAGAUCUGCGACAGAUGCACGGCACGUUUCCAAAUAUUUCCUGAUCGGGAUGAGAAGGGACGAUUGUCUUCAAACGGGCCUUGCAGACAUCAUCCGAAUCGAAAAGUGUUCCCACCGAGAUCAAAAACAGACAAGGAGACGGGCGAUAAGCAGCCAUAUUUCCCGUGCUGCACCGCGGCCGUGGGCGAAGUAGGUUGCACAGAGAGUCCGGAGCAUGUGUUCAAGACCAGCAGUCCUGCACGUCUCGCGGCGACAAUGCCCUUCAUCAAAACGCCCGAGAACGAAGCACCUUCCCGAGAUCGACGGGAUAAGAAGGUGAAUGCAGUCACGUUCGAUUGCGAGAUGGGACAUACAACCAUGGGACUGGAGCUCAUCAGAUUGACUGCUGUGACAUGGCCAGCGGGAGAGCCUCUUCUGGACAUUCUUGUUCGACCACUGGGAGCGGUGAUGGACCUCAACAGCAGGUUUAGCGGUGUGUUCCCUGAGCACUUCGCCGACGCCAUACCUUACGACCAGUGGCUAUCGUCACCUCCGCCGCCUCCACGCGAUGAUGGCGCUAGUCCGGCUUUACCAAUUGUAGACAGUCCUCAGAGAGCCAGGGAGCUUCUCUGCGGUUUCAUCACACCGACCACACCACUUAUCGGACAUGCCAUCGAUAACGACCUCAACACAGUCAGGCUCUGCCAUCCGACUAUUAUCGACACUGUGAUCUUGUACCCUCAUCCCCGUGGUCUUCCGAUGCGGUUCGGGCUCAAGAUGCUGAGCCAGCGCUACUUACAACGCGCGAUUCAGACGGGCGGGUUGCGCGGUCACGACUCCCUUGAGGAUGCGGUAGCAACCGGAGACCUAGUACGGGUGAAGGUCAGGGAGAAGUGGAAGCAAUUGAGAAGCUCAGGGUGGUCGAUCGUCAAUGACCAGCUCCUGCCUCCGCCUCCUCGAAAGCCAAGCGUUGAAGAAGCUGGAAUGGCAAGUGCUGAGCAGCAUGCGAAGGACAUGGUAGGGAAAGCAUUGCACGGAACAAAGCGCAAGAAGCGACCAAGCACAGAUAGUAGUGAGGCCGAGGAUGGUCACUAG